Messenger RNA from Argiope bruennichi, 1607 nucleotides. Its product is annotated as mitochondrial basic amino acids transporter-like. Lineage: Eukaryota; Metazoa; Arthropoda; Arachnida; Araneae; Araneidae. Gene Ontology annotation, molecular function: high-affinity L-arginine transmembrane transporter activity. The transcript is spliced from 5 exons. Bases 352 to 1305 code for a protein of 317 amino acids. Gene Ontology annotation, cellular component: mitochondrion. Gene Ontology annotation, biological process: mitochondrial L-ornithine transmembrane transport. The record is from RefSeq and is a predicted model, not a curated record.
UGCUCGCCUGGAAUCAAAAGUCACAGAUAAAAUAUAAUACCCAGACUGAAAGUUCAAUUUUCAAAAGAGGGAAUAGCACAAAUCUGACAUUUCGUGAAAUGUUAUAAGAAUUAUUGUUGAUAAAUUUAUUAUGCUUGGGACAGUUCUCAGACUCUCCGAAAAGUUGUCUCAAUGUAUCUAUAUGUGAAUGUAUGCUUCAACUCCUUGUGCGGGUGCUGGAUUGGAAGUUCUAAUGGAUUAAGAAGUCGUGUGUUCCAGUUAGACCUUUCGAAUCGUAGGUGAUUUGCUGUCAUCAGAGUAAUUGGUGGUAAAGAAGGGAGCAGAUUAUAUAUACAUAUAUAUAAGGUUAACAUGGCAGUAGAUUUCUACGCUGGAUGCCUUGGAGGUUGUGCUGGAGUAUUAGUUGGUCAUCCUUUCGAUACUGUCAAGGUACGUUUACAGACACAAGACAGCAAUAAUAAAAUUUACCGUGGGACAUUUCACUGUUUGACGACAAUAAUAAAGCAAGAAUCAUAUCAAGGACUUUUCAAGGGCAUGUCUUCUCCUAUGUGUGGACUAGCAGCAGUAAACGCAAUAGUGUUUGGUGUCUACGGGAACAUCAUGAAAAGUGUAUCGUCCGAAAAUUCUUCUCUACAAAACCAGUUCUUAGCAGGAAGUGCGGCGGGAAUAGUUCAAAGCUUCGUCACAAGCCCCAUGGAGCUAGCUAAGACUCGAAUGCAACUCCAAGGCCAGGAUGCUCGCGAAAAGAGAACUCCAUUUUGGCAAAAGAAUAGAAUUAUAUACAAAAAUCCAUUGGAUUGCUUGUUGAAAGUGUUCCGAAGUGAAGGCCUACGUGGUGUCUACCGAGGUCUUGCUUGUACUAUCUUAAGAGACGCACCAGCUUUCGGGGUUUAUUUCUCUAGUUACGAAUAUCUUACAGAGAAGGUGACGGAUUCAAAAGGCAAUGUCAACACCUUUUCUUUAUUAUUCGUCGGUGGGCUUGCUGGAGUGUGGUCUUGGAUAGUAAUCUAUCCUCUGGAUGUGAUGAAGUCGCGUCUCCAAAUCGAUGGAAUGGAUGGAAAUGGAAAGAAAUACAAAGGACUGUGGGACUGUAUGAAAAAAAGUUACAAAUCAGAGGGGUACCGAGCGUUUACUAAAGGACUCAACUCGACAAUUAUCCGAGCCUUCCCGACUAAUGCUGCAACUUUUUCUGUGGUCACGUGGGUGUGCAUGAUGUUUGACAACCCAGCAAACAGAAAACUUGAUGUCCAAAGUCCAAGCGGAGUUCUAAUUCUUGACCAAGAAAUGCAAACUCUCACAUGCUAAUGAAAUUUCGCAUUUAAUUUUGAGCUUCCCAUUUAAAAUCUCAAAGAAAAGAAUCUUUUAAUUCUUUCUCUGUAAAUACUGAAUUGCUAUUUUGUUUGUGGACGUCUCAGUCUGAAGUUUAUGUGAUAAUUUAUGAAUUUUGUGACAUAAUCGAAAGCACUUUGCUUUUGUUUGGACUUUUCAAAAUGCUGCUCAAGGACCUAAAUUUUGAAAGUAUAUUUAUUUUGAAUGUAUUUAAUCAUGUAAUAAAUAUUGCAUGCAUUUUUGGUGUUUCAUAAUCUUUAAGUUUGACGGACAAAAUC